AUGGCAUCAACAAACCCAACACCACAACCCACAAAAACUACAUCCACCACUACAAACCAACCUCGCUACAGAGCUAUCCGCGCCACCUAUAGCCCUAACACAAUAACCGUCUACCAAGCCUACCCCUCCUCAAUCGCCACCCCAGCCCUAGCAGCCCAAACCUUCGUCCCCCCAUUCUCCCGCACGCGGAUGACAUGGAUAAAACCAUCCUUCCUCUGGAUGGCCUACCGCAGCGGCUACGGCACAAAACCAGGACAGGAGCGCGUACUCGCCAUCGAGAUCACUCGCGAGGGCUUCGAAUGGGCACUUCGGCAUUCCUGUCUAAGCCAUUGGGGGGACCAGAAUAAUAUCCCGCAAAGCGGAACCGGGCCUGAUUAUGUGGAAAGCAAGAAACAGUGGCAAGAGAAGCUACAUAGCAGCCCUGUGCGCAUUCAGUGGGAUCCUGAGCGCGAUUUGAAGCAUAGACCGUCGAUAUAUAGGUCUAUUCAGAGUGGACUGGGGCCGUUGGCUGUGGCUAAAUACGUGGAUGAGUGGAUUGUGAGUGUGACUGAUGUUACGGAUCUGAUGCGUGAGGUGUCCGGGUAUGUUGACAGGGGGGACUUGAACACGGCGUUUUCGUGUUUACCUGAUGAGAGGGAGUAUCCGUUGCCCGAGGAAUUGAGGGCUAUAGUGCAUGCUUCACCAUUGUAG
Molecule: messenger RNA, 690 nt
Organism: Penicillium riverlandense
Lineage: Eukaryota; Fungi; Ascomycota; Eurotiomycetes; Eurotiales; Aspergillaceae
Product: DUF4291 domain-containing protein
Exons: 1
Coding region: 1-690 (229 amino acids)
Source: RefSeq, a predicted model, not a curated record